UCGAACCUUUUCUCCCCGCAGUCAUGGUACUUGACCAUCCUAUUCACCUCGAGGAGGGGGAUGACGAAGAAGACAUCUUCGUCAGUCCUCAAACGCUCUCUACCAUCAGGCUGGAACUUCGGGCGGCUGUGGCAGAUUUAAGUGCCCGGGGUUUAAAGUUAGCUGCGAAGUGGGCAGCCGAGCAGCUUGCUGGUCUGCGGCAACCAUCCACCAAUAUGGAACGCCCUGCAGGGAUUUUCUCGGGGCCCCGAGCCUGGGAGGGAUGGGUGGAGGAGGAGGCGGGCGAGGACGAAGGCACUGCCCCUGCGGAGUUUAGCGACGCUUUUCUGGUGGCCAAGGCGUGCUUUGACACCGGUGAAUACAGACGAGCCGCGCAUGUUUUGCAAGUGGAGAAGGAGGAGGCAGGGAUAGAAGGAGGGAUGGAGGGGGGCGGCGAGGGAGAGGCCUCGCUCCCUGCUCGGACGAUCAAUCAGGAGGAAUUGUUUCUACGGUCUUACGCCUCCUAUUUGGCAGGAGAGAAGGUGAAGAGGACGGAUGGGACUGUGUGUAGAUAG
This is a messenger RNA of Nannochloropsis gaditana CCMP526, 554 nucleotides long. Its product is annotated as anaphase promoting complex subunit 8. Gene Ontology annotation, molecular function: protein binding. Gene Ontology annotation, cellular component: anaphase-promoting complex. The coding region runs from base 24 to 554 and encodes 176 amino acids. The transcript has 4 exons. The record is from RefSeq and is a predicted model, not a curated record.